UGCAGCGGUCACACUACAUUAUUUUUCUUGCAGCCGACUUAUUGUUUUGGUUUUGGCUAAAAAAUUGCCAUCAAUUAUCUUAAAUUGUGUGUUAAAUAAAAAGGCAACACGAUGGAGGCGGUGCCGCGCUUGCACAUGCUUUGGUUCGCUCUAAAGUCAAGUCCUGAGGGAACCUCCUUUGCGGCAUUGAAAAAGUACAUUGCGGAAUUCUACCAUGAGGACCCUGAGGCCUUUUCCAAGGAGGUCCAUGCCCUGGAGACCCUACGAAACCAGGCGAUGCACACCACCAAGGAUGGAGCACCGGUGAUGAAGCGCUACUACUGCCAGCUGCACGCCCUUCAGAAUCGGUUUCCCCAGCUGACCGAGCGCGGGAUCUUCACUUUUACGUGGAAGGAUCUCUACCACAGUGCCGUUCACGAGGUUAGCGACCUGCGGUUCGAGCGGGCCGCUGUGCUGUUCAACAUUGCCGCAUCCCACACACAAUCAGGAGCAUCGGUGACCCGUGGCGAUGUCGAUGGCAUGAAGAUGGCCUGCACCCACUUUCAGGCGGCCGCUUGGGCCUACGGAGAGUUAAGGGAACGUUAUGCCAAUGUGAAUAGUGGCGGGGACUUCAUGACGCAGGAGUUGUUGGUGUUCCAGCAGCAAGUGUGCUUUGCUCAGGCCCAGGAAUGCAUCCUGGAGAAGUCACUGAUUGAUAAUAGGAAGCCACACAUCGUGGCAAAGGUGACGGCGCAGAUUGUGGUCUACUAUGGAGCUGCCCUGGCGGCUCUGCUUACGGGAGGAGAUGAAGGUCCAGUGGCGCAGGUCAUCGAUAGCUCCGUGUACAAGUUGUGGAAGAAGUACGUCCGCUUCAAGAUUAACUAUCUGAACUGCAUUUUGUACCUGUACCAGGGGCAGCAUUCCGAGGAGAAGCGUCAGAUGGGCGAACGGGUGACGCUAUACCAGGCUUCUUGGGACAAACUAGAGGAGGCGCGCAAAGAGUCUAAGGGUCUUCCCGAUCAGCGUGAGAUCAAUGAAUCCCUUAGCUUCACCGCUGAUGUGGUGGAGGCAAAGCGCAAGAAUGCCAAAAACGAGAACGAGUUUAUUUACCAUGAGGCUGUGCCGGAACUCUCGACCAUUGCGGCUGUACAAGGUGCCAAUUUGGUCAAUGGAAUUGGUUUUCAAGUAACCGACGAGGAGCACUCGGGACCAGAUCUCUUUGCCAGAUUGGUACCCAUGAAGGCCCACGAAGCCAGUUCAUUGUACAGCGAGGAGAAAGCCAAACUGUUGCGAAAGUACGGAGCCCUGCUGGAGGAGAAGGACACGCAACUGGAAGCCUACAUGAGCUCCCUCACCCUGGAUAAUCUAAAUAUCAACGAAGAGCAGGCCAACAAGUUGCCUCAGGGCAUUGUAGAUCGCUGUGCUGCCUUGAAUGCAAACAAGACAGCUAUAAGCGACCUUGUAGAGGCCAUGUCUCAGCUGGCUGAGAUUACAGCUGAUGUGGAGACAAAUCUCGGGGAGAUUUCCCAUAUGCUGGAGACAGAGGCCAAAGCGGAGCGGGAAUUCCAAUCCGCCAGUGGCGUCCAGCGAACUCCAAAUGCCCAUAUUACUGAGCUAACUCGAGAGUUCCAGAAAUAUAGUGAGGCCCAUGCCCGGGCAGGCGAAUCCAACAAUACCCUGAGAAAAGCCAUGAGUCUGCAUGUGAAUAACCUGAAAAUCCUGGCCAGACCGUUGGUUGAAAUUCAACAACUGAUGCCUAAACUAAGUUCGGAAUUAAAUACCACCGAAAUCUUUAGGGAUGUGAAGCUGAUCCUCAAUAAAGUCAACGAAAUGAAGGCCCAACGAGCACAAUUCCAUGCAGAUCUGAGGAUAGCCAUUAAUGAGGAUGAUAUUACAGGCAAAGUAAUUGCCCAUGGUGGACAAGAGGGACUCCAAGCUUUAUUUGCCACCGAACUAGGCAAGCACGAUAAGAUAACCGAACUUCUGGACCAGAAUAUGGUGGCUCAGGCCAAUAUUCUGCAAGCUCUAACUGAAAACUAUGCCAAGGCGGCACCUGUUUUGAAGACGCUCCAGGAUGUGAAGCAGAAACGGGAGCACUUCUACAGCUCGUUGGCUGCCUCCUAUGAUGUUUAUGAGGAUCUGCUGGCCAAGUCUGCGAAGGGUUUGGAGUUCUAUAAGAAGCUGGCCGGAAAUGUGCAGAAGCUCCUUACCAGAUUUAGAUCCGCCAGGGAUGUUCAGUCCGAGGAGCGACAGCAAAGGAUGCAGAGCGUCAAGGCAGCCACACCUCCGGUGGUCAGCAAAGUGAUCACAGAAGCAGCACCUUCGCCAGCGGUCAGUAGCACGCCCAAACUGAGGGAUUACCUUAAGGCCAAGGCAGCAAUGGCGGAUGCCUCGAAUCCCGCCACUCCGGGCUACGUGCCCACAGUGCGUCCCGUGCCGGUGGGUUCGGAAAAUCCCACCCAGGCCGCUUGUUCCUAUGCCACUGCACCACCUAAUGAGCCACCGCCACCUUACAGCCUCACCCAGCAGCAGUACUUUGAUCCCAGUGCCGCAGGCUACACGAACCCCAUGUAUCAACAGCAGCAGCAGCACAUCGCCCCUCCGGCUUACAAGGCUCAAGCAUCGCCGAACUCCCAGUCGCUCCACGGAGCAAUGGCUCAGAUGAAUCUGCAGGCCCAUGUGCAGGACAACAGCCAAGCGGACUCGGGAUACAGCUAUGGGUAUCCCAGUGGAGCAGUGCCUCCGCUGGCUUAUGCUGCGCCCGGAUCAGCUCCUGCAAGCUCAGCUUCCCAGGGAUUCAACAUUCAGCAGCCUUUGUAUGUGGCCACAUCGGGCAAUCCCAAUCCGGUUUCAAAUCCCAGCGAGCUGCCCCCCUCCCUCCAGGCUCCUUUUGUGGUCAAUCAGAUGUCCAAUCAGUACCAGGGAACAGGGGGAUAUCCGGGACAGGGAUAUUCACAAAUUGCUCCUCAGCAACAACAGGUGUCUUAUCCGCCGACAGCUUCUGGAUACCUACCAGGUCAGGCAGCUCAACAGCCCAUUGGAUAUGCUCCAAAUCAGGCGGCGCAGCAGCAACCUGGAGGGUAUCUCCCAUCCCAAUCACCACAGCAACAGGUGGCAGGCUAUCCCCAGCAGCCAUCAGCGGGAUAUCCCCAAUCUCUUACGCCGCAGCAACCUCCAGGAUAUCCCCAGUCACAGACACCUCAGCAACAGGUCUUGGGUUACUCGCAAACCCAGCAACCUACAGGACUUGGCCAACCACAGACACCGCAGCAGCAAAACACAGGAUAUACACAUACAUCACUGCAACAAACUUCAGGGUAUACGCAAUUCCAGACACCACAGCAACAUACGACAGGAUUUCCCCAAGCACAGACUCCGCAGCAACAAGCAGCAGGAUAUCUUCAACCGCAGACACCGCAGCAACCCCUGCAAUACCAACAGCAACCAUCUGGCUACACUCCUCAGCAGCAAUCAGCGGCACUUGCUGCUCAACAACCAUCACUGUAUCCUUCGCAGCCUGUACAGGCUUCACCUCAACCCAUUUCAGGCCACCAGGGCUUGCCAGUCAAUUCUGUGCAGUCUUUGCAGUAUCCACAGCAGUAUAGUGAUCCCAAUGCAGCUCCAGUUUCAGCUCCUGGAGUGUCUCCUGUCCCAAGUCCAGUUCCUGCGCAAACUCCUGUACCCACUCCAUCUCAAGCUCCAGUUCCCGCAUCUCCCCAUCCUUCAGGAACCUACACCAGCUACUCCAACCAUCCCGGCUACAGCUUCAAUCCGCAGACGGGAAAAUACGAGUACAGCAGUGGCUAUCAGCAAGACAGCAGCUCCUUAAAGGCAUCCCAGGGAUCUCAGGGCUACCAGUUCAGCCAGAGUGGCAAGCAGCAAUUGGUGGGAACCACAAACUCGGAGAACGCCAAUCGCAGUAAUACGGCCACUGGAUUUGAUUCACCCGUCGUGUCCCACACCAAGGCUAAUGUGCCAGUCACGGACUCCACUUCGGCGGAAGGGGAUAAGGAGUCGACCAACUACUACACCACUCCCUAUGGCUACCACGGCAACCAAACCCCCCAGCCGCAACAACAACAGCCCACUCCUACGCCUCCAACGAAUCCCACCAGUUCCAUUUACAUGCAGAGCGGGGCGUCCAGUACUGCCCACACGCAAACGACCACCAGUGGACCGCCCUACGCCUCCUCCACCGCUUCUGCCAAAGCGGAACCCAAGUCGGAAGUAGUGGCUCCUAAGGUAUCUAGCAACGUGGAUCUACUUAGUGACCUGGACAUCGACUACUCAGUGGCUGUUCCGCCGCCAAUGUUGCCGCAACCCGUUUUGCAGCCCCAAGUGGUAGCCACACCCACUCCACCAGGAAGUCAGGUGUCGGUUCCCAUUAAAGCCGAAAGUGUUGUGGAGCCCGCUGCUCCCACAUCUCCGGAUAUUCCACCAGUAGUCACCGAAGAAGCCACUCCAACUGCAGCUUCAGUUCCCACAGCUCCAAGAUGCACCAGUGUGGACAACCUCUCCAUUUGCUCUGACCUAAGUUCCCUGGAGAAUUUCGACUGGGACUCUGUAUCCCUUACACAUUCCGCCAGUGAGAAACAGUCAAAGGCCUCAGCAGCCAAUGGCCAUUCGAACAGUUUUGCAUUCCAAGCCGAAACAUUCACCGAUGAAAAGACAACGAAAUAUUUCCAAAAGGAGGUGGAGAGCUAUGAGAAGUUGCUGGAGAACCUGCACGUGAAAAUGCUAAAUGGAAAGACUCAACUAGGGGCCAAAUGGCAGGAGUUGCAGCAGAAACUGGAAAAAGAAGCGAGUGCCAACAAGCGAUCCACCACUAUUGCGAAAUUGUUUCCGGAGAAAAAUCGAUCACUUGAUUGUCUGCCCUACGAUCAUGCUAGAGUUAAAUUGGAUAAGCAGACAGAUGAUUACAUUAAUGCGGCUUACAUGAAGAACUUAAGUGCCGGCUGUCCCAACUUCAUAGUUGCUCAGACCCCGCAGCCGAAUACCAUCAACGAUUUCUGGUCCAUGAUCUGGUCGGAAAAAUCACGAACUGUGGUCUGCCUGCAUACCCCAAAUGAGCUUUUUGAUCCCUACUGGCCACAGGCAUUGGAUCAGCCCACUCACUAUGAUGACUACACCGUGACCUGUGUGAAAUUGCAGCAACUAAGCCACUGCUCCGAGUACCAGCUAAAAUUAUCAAUGCAUGGAGCAGAUGCCGUUCUAGACGUAUCUCUUCUUCAGCUUAAGCAGUGGACCAAGGGAUCACCGGCUCAACUUCUGGGAGUGGCUGAAAAUGCGCUGGAGACCCAUCGACAGCGCUGCCAGGAAGCUAAUGCUCCCAACUCGCCGCUCAUUAUGAACUGUUUAACAGGCUCAGAGCGUUCCGAACUGAUGGCCAUUGGUGUUUGUGCCAUUAUAGCCACUCAGAGCAAGCAGCCAAUUCUUAUCAAUAUCGUUGAUGUUUGGUCGCGGAUUUGCGGACAGCGUCAAAACUCUCUGCGAGAUUCAGCCAUUCUGGAACAGUCCAUGCAAAUUUUACUAUGCAAUGCCCACAACGUGCUUAACAAACGUGGCAUAAUGACCUCAUAUCAAAUGAAAAUGGCGCCGCAGGUGACUGCUAAGGACCAGCAGGAGACGAAGGAUCCGCUCAACGAAUUGGAUGCACUCUGGAAGCUGAAAUAAACGACUGAACCAACCAAUCAAUCGCGGCAAAUAACUAAAGCUAUAUGUUUAAUCAAACCGAUUAUUUAUACAACUAUUUAACUGUGCAAAUCUAUUUCUAAAGAUCUGAUAUUGUUGCAAACAAUUUAAAACAAGAGAAAAGUAUUUAAAGGGAUAUCGAGAUCAUUUUCUAAUCUAUAUCGUGAUUGUCUUGUUAUAAAAAGUAUAUUUCGAAGCGAAUUGAACCGUGAUGUGUUAAUGGGAUAUUGUCAAGCGUUUCAAACCACUCUAUACAAGUUUAUUAUAUAUCAAUGAAAAUUACUGGAUAUUGUCACACAUUUAUAACUAAUAAAAUAUCUUCAAAAUCAAAGCAA
This is a messenger RNA of Drosophila rhopaloa, 6005 nucleotides long. RefSeq names its product tyrosine-protein phosphatase non-receptor type 23 (gene mop). Gene Ontology annotation, molecular function: protein binding; protein tyrosine phosphatase activity. The transcript has 10 exons. The coding region runs from base 112 to 5652 and encodes 1846 amino acids. Gene Ontology annotation, cellular component: endosome. Gene Ontology annotation, biological process: protein dephosphorylation; early endosome to late endosome transport; protein transport to vacuole involved in ubiquitin-dependent protein catabolic process via the multivesicular body sorting pathway. Lineage: Eukaryota; Metazoa; Arthropoda; Insecta; Diptera; Drosophilidae. The record is from RefSeq and is a predicted model, not a curated record.